Yamadazyma tenuis ATCC 10573 is the source of this 2858-nucleotide messenger RNA. The record is from RefSeq and is a predicted model, not a curated record. NCBI's taxonomy places the organism in Eukaryota, Fungi, Ascomycota, Pichiomycetes, Serinales, Debaryomycetaceae.
CAGAUUUUUCACCCUUCAACAUCUUACACAAUCAUGGUCAAGAAAGUCUUAUUGUUAGGUUCUGGUUUUGUUGCCAAACCCACUGUCGAUAUCUUAUCGCAAACUGCUAACGUUGAAGUUACUGUUGGAUGCAGAACUUUGUCCAAGGCUCAAGCCCUUGCUGGAACCGUUGCCAAGGCCAUCUCUGUUGAUGUCACCAACGAGGCUCAAUUGGAUGAGGCUGUUUCCCAGUUCGAUUUGGUGAUCUCAUUGAUUCCUUAUAUCUACCAUGUUAAUGUGGUCAAGGCAGCAAUCAAGUUCAAGAAGCACGUUGUGACCACUUCCUACAUCAACCCGCAAUUGAAAGCAUUGGAAUCCCAGAUCAAGGAAGCUGGUAUCACUGUCAUGAACGAAAUCGGGUUGGACCCAGGUAUUGAUCACUUAUACGCAGUUAAAACCAUUGAUGAGGUCCAUGCCAAGAACGGUAAAAUCACCUCUUUCUUGUCUUACUGUGGUGGUUUGCCAUCGGCUGAAUCCUCUGACAAUCCUUUGGGAUACAAAUUUUCCUGGUCUUCCAGAGGUGUGUUGUUGGCUCUUUCCAACCCUGGUAAGUACUGGGCUGAUGGUGAAGUUGUCAAUGUUAAGUCCGAAGACUUGAUGAGCACUGCUAGACCAUACUUCAUCUAUCCCGGUUAUGCUUUGGUAUGCUACCCAAACAGAGACUCCACUACCUAUAAGGAGUUGUAUAACAUCCCUGAAGCUAAGACCGUUAUCAGAGGUACUUUGAGAUACCAAGGAUUCCCAGAGUUCAUCAAGGUGUUUGUGGACUUGGGUUUGUUGAAGGACGAUGCUACCGAAAUCUUCAGCUCCGAGGUGGCUUGGAAUGAAGCUUUGAGCAAGUAUAUCGGUGCUGCUUCCACCUCUGAAAAGGAUAUUGUGGCUAAGAUCGAUGCCUUGACCAAAUUCAAGGAUGAUGCUGAUAGAGAAAGAAUCUUAUCUGGGUUCAAGUGGUUAGGUUUAUUCAGUGACCAGAAGAUCACACCAAAGGGUAACCCAUUGGAUACCUUGUGUGCUACUUUGGAAGAAUUGAUGCAAUACGAAGAAGGUGAGAAGGACUUGGUUAUUUUGCAACACAAGUUUGGUAUCGAAUGGGAGAACGGUGAAACCGAAGUCAGAACUUCGACUUUGGUUGAUAUUGGUGAUCCAAAUGGAUACUCUUCUAUGGCCAAAUUGGUUGGUGUUCCAUGUGCGAUUGCAACCCAACAAAUCUUGGAUGGUACUUUAAACAAGGCUGGUUUGUGGGCUCCAUUGUCUUCUGAUAUCAACGAACCUAUCAUGAAGGUCUUGAAAGAAAAGUACGGAAUCUAUUUGACCGAAAAGACUAUUUAGAUAUAUAAGUAAAUUGAUCCCGCUUGUUUCGCUAUUCUAAUAGUUGUCAUAAUCUUCGUCACUAUCGUCCUCAAAAUCAGGACUGUCAGAAUACGAUCUUCUCAUAUCAUGAAGCUGUUGAAGUACUUCAUCUUUUUCCCCAAGAAUCAACCCCAUCGAUGUCAGGGUUCUUCGUAUGUAGUCGAUUAACUUUUUCAAAUCAUACCGGAUAGAUGAGUCGAUGCCAAACUCGGUAUAUGCCUUGGAGAAUUCUAAAACAGGUGGAAAUGUGUCGACUUUGGUGAUAUCUAAAAUAUCAUUGUUUGUAUAGUAUACAUGGGCAUCUGGUUUUGGUUUCAGGGUCAAGAACAUGUCUUUGUCCCAGGUAUUAACAGUAUAAUGAGUGCUGAAUCGGUGAACAGACUUAUUGUUGAACCCAAACUCAAGCAGUUUUUCGGGUGAGCCAACAUCAUAGAGACUUAAUUUGUCCAAUGCUGGUUCCUUGAGUUCAUCAAUGCUCACAUGAUUAACUAUGUUUCUGUUGGAAUCAUUUCCAAGGAGAUUGGAUUCGAUUUCCUUCAUGGUGGAUAUUCUAGGGCUGGAGUUGAUUAAUUCCCAUAAUGAGUUGACGACAACCGAUUGAAGUCCUCCUGUUUGCCAAUUCGUUCCCUCUACUGGCAGGUUCAAAGGAAUCACCAAACUCGAAUUGGUGGAAAAUUCCACUAAACUUCUGAUCCUUGUGAGGUUCUCAAAUGGCGUCAACCUGGUAUUUUUCAUCAAGUCCCAUAUCCAAAUGUUGAACUUAUUAUUGGAAGUAUAGUUGAAAAACUCAUCUUUGACACUGACAAGUAACUCGGUAGUGAACCCACUCCAGGCGCUAUCAGACUCUGUGAAAAGCUGCAUGCCUUCAAAAAAGUCCGACUCUUCCAACAUUUUUCGGAAAGUGUCAAUGGCAUCAUCUUCCUUGCCAGUAAAUUCGGUUUGGCCCAAGUUAAAGGCAGUGAACUGCAUUGAAGGCGAUAGUCGGUGAACAACUUUAUUACUAUCGUUGAGUUCGUACGAUUCGAGCGACUUCAACAGCAUGGGCCGGAAUAUCAACUUCACGUAGUCUGACCAAUAGCUGGUGUUAGAAACAGUUAGUGUGUUAGAUCUGUUCAAUCCUUUAUCAAGACCCACCUGAUACUCAUUUUUGGGCACCUUGGGAUUUGUGGAGAUGAUUUCAAUUCCCUGGCCACUGGGAGAGUAUGUGUGAUCCUCCAAAUCGUAGUAAUCAUAUUUGCCGAGAGACCCAAACCCAUUUCGAGCAUCAUAUAUCAAAGCCCUCGGAGAAUAGUUGGUUUUCCCAUUUAGCUUGAGCAGUGAAAGAAACACCUUGUUGUCGUACCUAAGCACUUGGUCUCGCUUAUAAGGGAUGUGUGCUUCCUGGAAGUUGUACAAGUGGGUCAACACAUGGUUAGCGGCUUGUGAACAGCCGAUAUUAAUGACUUCCCCCAUAUCACGACCGAUGGAUU